Messenger RNA from Alligator sinensis (Chinese alligator), 1439 nucleotides. RefSeq names its product secreted Ly-6/uPAR-related protein 1-like. The coding region runs from base 28 to 417 and encodes 129 amino acids. The transcript is spliced from 3 exons. Lineage: Eukaryota; Metazoa; Chordata; Crocodylia; Alligatoridae. Gene Ontology annotation, molecular function: acetylcholine receptor inhibitor activity. The record is from RefSeq and is a predicted model, not a curated record.
CACCCCAGCUAAAGGGACCUGCUGAGGAUGAAAGCCUUUCUGGUUGUUCUGGUGGUUGCAUCUGCAUGUGUACAGCCUGCCAGGUCCCUGCAAUGCUACACCUGCAGAGCGCCAACGGAUAUUCGUAGAUGCACCAGGAUUGCCACUUGCAAACCGAAUGAGCUUGCGUGCAGGACAACAGAGCUGUCCGUGGACUCGGGUUAUCCAUUUUUUGGGAACAUCACCAUUACCAGAGGCUGUUCUUCAAACUGCGUGCCAUCCUCUCCCUGGGGAAUUGGGGUAAAGCAUCCCGUUUCCUGCUGCUACACUGACCUCUGCAACUCCAACCCUAACGGGGUUGUGGGGCUGAAAGCCAACCACGCCGUGCUGGGGAUUACGGCUGCUGUCCUCUGCAUCCUCGCCAAGGCCCCCCUGUAAUGCCGUCUCCCGGUGCUCAGACAGGAACCCGCCGGACUGAGCGGCUCCGGCGCGUGGAGUAUUUAGGUGCUCGUGGGAAUAAGCUGCUUUUGUUUGAUUCGUGGUACUGAAUCUGAAAGGACCUGGGAGGACCCAGAUGCUGAACCCUGCAGCAAUAUUCUGCUAGGCUGGAAACUGGCGGGCUGCAUGCUACCGCCUCGGCCCUGCAGGUAUGGGAGCUCAGGCUGUCUGGGGGUGGGGGGUGAGGAGGGUUGUUCUCUCAGCUGCUCUGCUUUGGGGCUGUAGCAGGAACAAGGGAAAAAAUGACUUUGUCUUACCAGCCAAUGAGUCCAGGAAGGGGCAUGGUGACCAGCUGGUGCAUGGGGAGUCUGAGCCUCUUUGCUCCCAGCUCUUGUGGACGCCCAGCUGAUUUGUGCACAGGGCCCAGCACCCAACUCCGUCUGUGCACCGCUUUCAUUGCUUGUUCCCAGCUCCAAAGCACUGCCACCCCCAGACUCGAUGCCCCCCAGAAGCAGAUUUGCUGCUUGAUCCCACCCCGAAUCAGUGGAGGCUGCUCCUUGUCUCUCGGGAAUUUGCUCAGCGAACCCUUUGGUCCGAACGUCAGGAGACCUGGCUUCCAACCCUGGCCCUGAAGAAGGACUCCCAACAGGUAGAACAAGGUCUCCGUGCGGUGAUACCGGGGCUCCUCCGUUUCCUGCUCAUAAGCCACCUCUUCCUAAGGAAGCCUGACAGUUCAAGGGGCCAAAGGGGAAGCAUGUCCCUGCUCUCGAAGAAGGCACACCUGAAGGACGGUGGGCAGGUAUUUCCUGCCCCAUCGUGAAGAAGAGCUGAACUUCCCCCUUUGCAUUGUUGCAAUGAGCAAGGCCCUUCCAUGCGGUCCCCCAAGAAGGGUAAGCUGGCAGCAGGAGGGAGCUUAGAGGCUCGUGUUGCCCCUGGCAGGGCUGUGAGUGUCCGGCAAAUAAAGUCACAUCCAGUGGUUCUGCACAAAUAAAGUCACGUCCACUGGUGUUUCUUUCCACACA